This is a messenger RNA of Didymodactylos carnosus, 975 nucleotides long. Lineage: Eukaryota; Metazoa; Rotifera; Eurotatoria; Philodinida; Philodinidae. The record is from the annotation of a GenBank genome assembly.
AUGUCCAACUUAUACAGUAGUUUUUUCUCAAAGAAAAACACAAAUGAUGUACCUGCUGCAAACGUGUAUGCCUCACAACAACAACAACAACAAUUACAGUCAGAUAAAGGAGGAUCCAUCGAUCAUCACUGUGAAGGGCAAGGUGAUAUGCGCGAUGCCUAUAAAGUUGGUGCUGCCUUGGCAAAAGAAAAUCUUUCUGAACAAGAACAAAAAUUAAUCAACGAAAUGGCUGAUGAUACCGUUAUAGUAGUACCAGGAACGUACGAUCAUAUUCAUCAAGUAUUAGAAAAUCUUAAUAUUAAAUUUAAAACCGUUACGCAACACGAUCUUUUAACAUAUCCAUUACGUGAAGAACAAACGGUGUAUGUCAAUUGUGCAAGUUCAUUUCCACCAGACGUUGCUCAUCAUUUAAGAAAAUUUGUUGAAAAUGGUGGGCAGUUAAUCACAACUGAUUGGGCUUUGGCUAAUGUUUUACAAAUUGCAUUUCCUGAAAAAGUACGACACAAUGGUACUACUACUGGCGAUGAAGUUGUGGGUAUACAAGUAGCCGAUCCGAAUAAUCAUUUAGUCAAAGGAUUUUUGCCAGCAGCAAAACUAGCCGAGCCUCUAUGGUGGUUAGAAUCAUCCAGUUAUCCAAUUGAAAUUAUUGAUAAGCAAAAUGUUCGAGUGUUGAUUCGAUCAAAAGAAUUAGGAGAAAAAUAUGAAUCGGACGCUGUUUUGAUUACAUUCGACUGUGGUAAAGGUAAUGUUAUUCAUAUGAUAUCACAUUUUUAUUUGCAACGAACAGAAACAAGAGAUCAACGACAUCAAAUGUCAGCUGAGCAAUUUGCAACGGAUGUAAAUGCUUCAGAAGGCGUUAAAUUAUUAUCAAAACAAGCAAAAAAUUUAAAUUAUGCUCAAGUUCAAUCAACAGCCACAUCAUCUGCGUUCAUUUACAAUCAUCUAGCUGAAAGAUUAACAAAAUAUAAAUCAUAA